CUCGCGCUCGCGGAGUUGGAUGAAACCAAAGCAACCUUCCGUCGCUGACACCUCACCUCCCACUGCUAUCACCUUCACGCCCACCACCACCACCCCCCCGGAGGACGCCACCCACGCACGCUCACCCAAGGACACUCUGGCAUCAAGCACACCUCAUACCGAUUUGCUCCCGCGGAAACGGCGCCACAGCGCAGGACAAGUACUCUAGUACCCGGGCUGCCCCAUCCCAGGAUUGGGAGAGCGCUGCUGGAGCUUCGCGCCGACCGGGCUGUUUGGCACCUCUUGUGCUGCUACCGCCUCACCUGCGUGUGCUGUCAGGCUUCAACGAGGCUUCGGAUGAAAUCCGCGCCUGUUUCGAUAUAUGCACUUGGGUCUUGCAAGGGUGUGCCUAGCACGUCUCCCUUGAGACACCCGCCUGAUCUCAUCACUCUCAAAACAGGACAUUAUUCAUUACAGUACCUACUCUGUUGUCCACCACGGACUCGCAUGUCUGACGUGCAGGCCUUUCUCAGAUAUACACAUCAGGCUUCAUUUCUUCCGACAGGCCUGCUUCGCAUUGCCCCCCAGUUGGCACAAAGCUACUUGUGAAGCGAACCUACUACCUCCAUGCUGGAAACUCAUUUUGAAACUGCACGAACCUUUGUAUAGUUCUACUGUACAUACCACCUCCCGGACUCCGAUCGUUUUUGUGUGGCCGAUCGCAUUAUUGAAGCAACCAUCCCUAAUAUCCAUCUUACCGCUCAUCGACAUACGGCCUUCUCUACUACGACCCUGCUAAACAUCACAACGAAUCGAGCAAGCCCCAGCGGGUAUAUCGACCUCGACGAGUAGGCCCAGGACGAGUCUGCAUAAAGCUGAUCGAUCCGAAGAGAGACAGGGACGGUUUACAUGUUCGCACCCCGAUCCUCGCACAAGACACCACUCCUCUCAAGCGGGAGUCCAUCAACCUCAAGCUGGCGUCCACACGGGAGAACGCCAGGCGAUUUCUCAAAUCUGUCAUCUCGACUACGCCAGCGAGCACCACUCAGUCAGAACAGAAGAAGGAUAACUCGUGGAAGAGGCGCUCGUGGUCGCCUGCGAACCGCUCCAACAGCCAGCAGUCGAGCGAGGCUGGUGUGGGAACGGGCGAAGCACUUGGGAGCCUCACGGGUGCGGCUCGUCCGGCAGAAGGAGUCCCAGGCACACAACCAGCAGAGAGUGGCGCAGGUACCGUCUUGCCGACGUCUGCCAUGCGAAGCAAUUUCCGACAUUCGAUAGGCGGUCCCGUCAAUGCUCAUCUGCAGCGGUCUCGGAUGAGUAGCUCGGCACAGAAUGGCUCGACGCCCUCGUUACAGUCUUUCUCCAGCAGCGGCCACGAUUCCACAUCCUCGCCUCGAGUGCGGUCGACCAACAUUGGCAAUACCGUCAUUCCGAACCUCAACCUCGAUGACGAAAAGCCCAUUGCAUCGGGUAAUGGUGUGGCUGUGGGCAUCCAUCUGGCAGAGCCCGUGCUGUUCUUGCAAGGCUUCGAGAACUCCGAUAACCAGCCGGGCAACACUGCGAUGCUCAGAGGUGGUCUUCAUUUGCGCGUGUCUAAAAGUGCCAAGAUCAAAGGCAUCACUCUCAAGUUCAAAGGCACUGCGAUCACGAAAUGGCCCGAGGGCAUUCCGCCCAAGAAGGUCGAGUUUGAAGAGCGAGACACCAUCAUGUCGCAUACGUGGCCCUUCUUCAAUGCUCAAUUUGAGAAUGCGGAAAAAGGCACGAACGCGGACCAUGUACAGCUGUUCAAGGACACUGCCUCGACAGUCACGCGAUUGGAUCCUCUGGGACGUUCUGCCGAAAACCAUUCCUCGCUGACGUUGAACUCGCGCGAGGCCAAGAAACUGGCACUUUCCGUGAAUCAGUCGCGAAGUUUUGGCAAAGGGGAGACUCCUGGUGGCCCUACCGUCGCAACCAAAGGAUACCGGACGUUCCUCCCAGGUGACUAUGUCUACAACUUUGAGAUGCCCAUCGACAGCCGGCUGCCCGAGACCAUCGACGUCGAGCUGGGGACGGUGAAGUACGAACUAGAGGCGGUCAUUGAACGUGCUGGGGCGUUUCGAUCCAACCUGGUCGGCAACAAGGAAGUCACAAUCAUCCGAGCUCCCGCUGAAGGCUCUCUGGAAUGUGUCGAGCCCAUCGCCAUCAGCCGGAAUUGGGAAGAUCAGCUACAUUAUGAUAUUGUCAUUUCGGGAAAGAGCUUUCCAUUGGGCACGCAGGUCCCCAUCGCGUUCAAGCUGACGCCGCUGGCGAAGGUGCAAUGUCAUCGCAUCAAAGUUCUCGUGACCGAGAACAUAGAGUACUUUUGCUCCAAUAAGCGCGUUCACCGCAUGGAGCCCACGCGCAAAGUACAACUGUUCGAGAAGCGUGCUGAUAGCGCGCCCACAAGCACCUUUCCAGGCAGCACCAUGCGCGUGACAUCGGGAGGCGGCAUCCCGCACAACCAACGAGCGGCAGCGGCACGUGGCGAAGACGUGACCCCAAUCGACAACACCAACCUGCUCGGAAACCUCGACACUGAUGCGGCGAUUGGGCCGACCGAGAUGGAGUUCAACGUGCAAUUGCCGAGUUGUCACACGAUGAAGGAGCGAGAUCGGACGCAGCGAUUACACUUUGACACCACCUACCAGAACAUCCAGGUGCAUCACUGGAUCAAGAUCGUCAUGCGCUUGUCCAAGCCCGAUGUGAAUGAUCCCACGAAGCGGAGACACUUUGAGAUUUCCAUCGAUUCUCCCUUCCAUAUCCUCUCGUGUCGCGCCACGCAGCAGAACACUUCCCUCCCGGCAUAUACUUCUCCGGAAUCGGGGCCGCUGAGCACCACGCUGACCGAGUGCGGCUGUCCUGGCGCAGCGCAGCGAAGGAACUCGCCGCCCAACCUUGCGCUCCAUGCACUCAAUACACAGCAGUUUUCGCUUCGAAACUCGUUAGAUUCCAUGUCUCCCGGUCUGACGAGACCGCCGACGGUCCACGCGCGCGAUGCGCACAUCGGGCGACCGCAAACGAUUGAUCGUCCCAUUCACUUGCUGCGAGCGCCCUCGUUCAAUCCGCCUCCCUUCUCGGAAGAAGAACCUCCACCACCUCUGAUCACGCCGCCGCCGCAGUACGACAGCAUCGCCAGUCCCACUUCCGGACUUGCCGAUUACUUUGCUCGUCUGGGCGACGCAUACGAUGACGAUGACAGCAGCGGCGAGGACGACUCCCGCCCUGGGCGCGUGAAUGUGCCUCUGACGCCUGGUGGGCGUAUCAAUCGAUCGGUGGACCUGGGCAGGGGCUGGAAUCCAUUGGCAACACAAAUGCCGCUAGCCUUGCCGAGACGUCGGAUGCUGUAGCUGUCAUUGUGCGUCUUUGUCUCACAGGGAGAAAAGACGCGAUUUAUUGGGCGAUUUUGUUUUUCUCGCAGGGGCUAUUAGAAAAUUUUUGCAGCGUUGAAGCAUGUCAUUUUUGGGAGAAUUCUUUUCUUCUUUCCCUUCAUAUCAGAUUAUCGUCGAGUCGGAUAAAUGGGAGAUUCCGAGCCAGCAUUUUGCAUGCAUUUCCCGACAAAGGAGGGGGGAAUCAAUAUCAUGUUUUUUUUUCUCUUAUUCCAUCUCUAUCAUCGUUGCUAUUUUAUUAUUUUAAACAUGAAUAAUAUCUUACG
Molecule: messenger RNA, 3652 nt
Organism: Sphaerulina musiva SO2202
Lineage: Eukaryota; Fungi; Ascomycota; Dothideomycetes; Mycosphaerellales; Mycosphaerellaceae
Exons: 2
Coding region: 1230-3347 (705 amino acids)
Biological process (GO): ubiquitin-dependent endocytosis
Cellular component (GO): cytosol; cytoplasm
Molecular function (GO): ubiquitin protein ligase binding; protein-macromolecule adaptor activity
Source: RefSeq, a predicted model, not a curated record